AUGAAGCAACACUUGGCUUCACUCCCAGAUAUCGCAACCCUAGAAACAGGAGAGUUGAUCUUUGUAUACCUUUCGGUUGCUGGAGAAGCAAUAAGGGCGGUUCUAACCAUCGAACGAGACAAAGUUCAGGUACACGUUUAUUUCUUCAGCAACACUCUAAAACUGGCAGAGAUCAAGUAUCCUCCUUUGGAAAAACUUGCCCUAGCCCUAGUCCAAACGGCUAGAAGGCUUCGAAGAAAAGCCAUCAAAGCCCAAGUCUUGGCUGAUUUCAUUGUAGAAGUCCUGAAGCAAACCAUCACUGAAGUUAACACAGCUGUCACUGAACCCUCUGACCUUGAAGCCUGGAAACUUUUCAUCGAUGGGGCUUCAAGCGUUGAAGGGUCAGGGGCUGGGUUUAUUCUGAUCAACCCUGAAGGGUUAGAAUUUACAUAUGCUCUUCGAUUUGAAUUUCAGAUCACCAACAAUGAAGCCGAAUACGAAGCAUUGAUAGCCGGCUUGAGGUUAGCCAAGGAAAUGAAGGUUCAAAAGCUUCAAGUCUUCAUAGACUCGUUGCUGGUGUCAAGUCAAGUGAAUGACAGUUAUGUUGCAAAGGAGCCCAAUACGAAGAGAUACAAAGAAAAAUCUAAAGAGCUGAUGAACACAUUCCAAACAUGUACCAUCAAGAAAAUUCCCAGAAUCCUCUGUGGUGUCUGCGCUCAGUCUGAAUCUCCCGUUCACAACGGUCUAAUCUCUCAAGGACUUCCUGCUGGCGCUCUGGAGGAAUUAUCUGUGGCUGCGGCGGCUGAUACACAGGUGGAGGAGGCGGCGGAUGCUGGUACCAUAAGUCGGGAAUUUUCGAGGUGUUACACUAAUGCCUUGAGUAAACUCGCCUCUCUCACCUUGGCCCACCUUACCAAGAAGGUAUUAGUAGAGGUAUUGAAAACUCCAUCGAUUGAAGAAUUGGAAGUUCAAGAUGUAAUCACCGAAGAAGGCCCCAAUUGGAUGACUCCAAUUAAAAAAUUCCUUAAAAACGGUGAAUUACCUGCUGAUCAAACAGAGGCUGAAAGGGUUAAAAUCAAAUCUAAGCAAUACGUGUUACAAGGUGAAAUCCUCUACAAAAAGGGUUACCUUUCACCCUUGUCGAGAUGUGUCGUACCUGAACAAAGCCAGUACUUGGUCAAAGAGGUUCAUGAAGGAAUAUGCGGAGCUCAUUUUGGAGCAAGAACGGUUGUUGCCAAGCUAAUGAAUCUCGGGUAUUUUUGGCCUUCAAUGCACCGAGACGCUGCUGAACAAUUAAGAAAAUGUGAAGCCUGUCAAAUACAUGCACUGGUACCCAAGAGCCCCAAGCACGACCUCGUCCCAAUAUCUUCAGCUUGGCCAUUUCACAAAAGGGGAAUGGAUAUCGUUGGUCCGUUCCCACCAGCCAAUGGUGGAGUAAAGUUUUUGUUGGUAGCCAUAGAUUAUUUCGUAAAGUGGCCUGAAGUCAAACCACUUGCAAAAAUCACAGCCUUAGUACAGAUGUUCAGCUUAUUUGCUUACCCACAAUCAAAUGGCCAAGUGGAAAGAACAAAUCAGAGCAUUGUCGAAGGUAUCAAGAUGAGGUUGGGAAGGCAUGAAAGUAAUUGGCUUGAAGAAUUGCCAAAUGUUUUAUGGGCUAUACGUACAACAGAAAAGACAAGCCACAAAAGAACACCUUAUAGCUUGGUAUUCGGAUCCGAAGCCGUGAUUCCAGCUGAAAUAGGAGUUGUAACUCAAAGAACCUUCAACAUGGAUCCCGAAGUAAACAACAAAGAGGCCAUAUUGAACUUACAACUCCUAGAAGAAACACGAGACCAAGCUGCAAUUCAAGAAACCAAGUACAAACAAAAGAUGGAAGCUUAUUACAACACAAGAGUCAAACAUGAACGCUUCAAGCCAGGAGAGACCUUGUGCUUAGAAACAAUGAGGCUAGUAAAAAAGAAAACCAAGGAAAACUUGGCCCAAAGUGGGAAGGGCGAUAUACAAUCCUCGAAGCACAAAAGGGCGGAUCCUACAAGCUAG
Molecule: messenger RNA, 2019 nt
Organism: Helianthus annuus (common sunflower)
Lineage: Eukaryota; Viridiplantae; Streptophyta; Magnoliopsida; Asterales; Asteraceae
Exons: 5
Coding region: 1-2019 (672 amino acids)
Molecular function (GO): RNA-DNA hybrid ribonuclease activity; nucleic acid binding
Source: RefSeq, a predicted model, not a curated record